AUGUCGGAAGAAACGAACGGUGAAACCUUCGCGUUUCAGGCGGAGAUCGCCCAGCUGAUGAGUCUUAUCAUCAACACGUUUUAUAGUAAUAAGGAGAUUUUUCUUCGUGAACUGAUUUCAAACUCUUCGGAUGCACUCGAUAAAAUCCGGUAUCAAGCGCUUACCGAACCGGCCGAGUUGGAGACUGGAAAAGAAUUGUACAUCAAGAUUACUCCGAAUAAGGCUGACAAGACACUGACUAUCAUGGACACGGGGAUUGGUAUGACCAAAGCGGAUCUGGUUAAUAAUUUGGGCACGAUCGCUAAAUCUGGCACUAAAGCGUUCAUGGAAGCUCUCCAGGCGGGUGCUGACAUCUCCAUGAUUGGGCAGUUCGGUGUUGGCUUUUAUUCCGCGUUUUUGGUCGCAGAUAAAGUUGUUGUAGCUUCCAAGCACAAUGAUGACGACUGCUACCAAUGGGAGUCGUCUGCCGGAGGUUCGUUUAUCAUUCGACAGACGAAUGAUCCGGAGCUUACUCGUGGCACCAAAAUCACACUGUAUAUUAAGGAGGAUCAGACAGACUAUCUCGAGGAGCGUCGCAUCAAAGAGAUUGUAAAGAAGCAUUCGCAAUUUAUUGGGUACCCGAUAAAGCUUACUGUGGAGAAAGAGCGUGACAAAGAAGUUUCUGAUGAUGAAGCGGAGGAAGAAAAAGACGGAGAUAAGGAAAAGAAAGAAGGUGAAAUUGAGGAUGUCGGGGAGGAUGAGGAUGAAGAUAAGAAGGAGAAAGGCAAGAAGAAAAAGAAGAUCAAGGAGAAGUACCAUGAAGACGAGGAACUAAAUAAGACAAAGCCUAUUUGGACUCGAAGUCCUGACGACAUAAGCAAUGAGGAGUAUGCGGAAUUCUACAAGUCACUAUCGAAUGAUUGGGAAGAUCACCUCGCAGUCAAGCAUUUUUCAGUUGAAGGACAGCUUGAAUUUCGUGCCUUGUUAUUUGUACCGCAACGUGCACCAUUUGAUUUGUUCGAGAAUAAAAAAACGAAGAAUGCUAUUAAGCUAUAUGUUCGCCGCGUAUUCAUAAUGGAAAACUGCGACGAGUUGAUGCCGGAAUACUUGAACUUUAUCAAGGGUGUCGUAGAUAGCGAAGACUUGCCGUUGAACAUCUCUCGUGAAAUGCUGCAGCAGUCGAAGAUAUUGAAAGUCAUCCGUAAGAAUCUUGUCAAGAAGUGUCUGGAGCUGUUCGAUGAAAUUGCGGAAGACAAGGAUAACUUCAAGAAAUUCUAUGAACAGUUUUCGAAGAAUAUAAAGCUUGGUAUCCAUGAGGAUUCUACAAAUCGUAAAAAGCUGUCGGAAUUCUUACGAUUCUAUACAUCAGCAUCUAGCGAGGAAAUGACUUCAUUAAAAGAUUAUGUCGGCCGUAUGAAGGAGAACCAAAAGCAAAUCUAUUUUAUUACUGGCGAAUCCAGAGAAGCUGUCGCCAGUUCUGCGUUUGUGGAACGUGUCAAGAGACGUGGUUUCGAGGUAGUUUAUAUGACUGAUCCGAUAGAUGAGUAUUGUGUGCAACAACUGAAGGAAUAUGAUGGGAACAAGUUGGUCUCAGUCACCAAGGAAGGCCUUGAAUUGCCUGAAAGUGAGGAGGAAAAGAAGAAAUUCGAAGAAGACAAAGUUAAAUUUGAGAAUCUGUGCAAAGUCAUGAAGGACAUUUUGGAGAAAAAGGUUGAGAAAGUUGCUGUAUCUAAUCGAUUGGUCUCAUCACCGUGUUGCAUUGUUACGUCUGAAUAUGGAUGGUCUGCUAAUAUGGAAAGAAUCAUGAAGGCGCAGGCUCUGCGGGAUUCUUCGACAAUGGGCUAUAUGGCUGCUAAAAAACACCUCGAAAUCAACCCUGAUCAUUCUGUCAUCAAGGCAUUGAGAGAGCGUGUCGAAGCAGAUAAAAACGAUAAGACUGUAAAAGAUUUAGUGGUUUUGCUGUUUGAGACUGCCUUACUCUCUUCUGGCUUUUCGCUUGAUGAUCCGCAACUGCAUGCAUCGAGAAUAUAUCGCAUGAUCAAGCUCGGGCUUGAUAUCACGGAAGAUGAAGAAGAAGCAGUUGCAUCCGUUUCUGGCGAGAAAGAUGAAUGUGUACCAAACUUAGUUGGUGCGGAAGAAGAUGCAUCAAGAAUGGAGGAAGUUGAUUAA
Molecule: messenger RNA, 2148 nt
Organism: Cercopithifilaria johnstoni
Lineage: Eukaryota; Metazoa; Nematoda; Chromadorea; Rhabditida; Onchocercidae
Source: the annotation of a GenBank genome assembly